AUGGAACCACUUUGUGAGGAGGAUUCGUCGAGUGUCGACGAUUCGGAUAACGAUUCACAAACGGCACUAAACGAAAGCAAUCGUUUAAAUGGCGAUGAGCAUGAGGAUUUGGAAAUGGGAAUGACUUUGCGCGGAAUCCACAAAGACACAUCACCUUAUUGUAAACGAAGGGGAAAUCGUAGGAAAACUGACUCGCGACGGCAACAGAAAGAACAACAAAAGAAGCAAAGGGACCGCGCGGCGAGCAUGUUCUCGGUCUCCUCCGACAUCCUGAAAGUCCAAGGCUACUCCUCACAAUUUCGCUCUCUUCUAUCGGCAAGAUUAUCUUCUAGACGAGACUCUGUUCCAAACGUUCACAUCCAAGGCACAACACCAACACCGGAGACAAAAAGUGGGUUUCGAUUUCAAGUUUUCAAGUUUUCA
Molecule: messenger RNA, 423 nt
Organism: Mesorhabditis belari
Lineage: Eukaryota; Metazoa; Nematoda; Chromadorea; Rhabditida; Rhabditidae
Source: the annotation of a GenBank genome assembly